CUUUCUAGUUGUGGACCUGGUUCAAGCAUGUAGCUUCAUCAGGAGCUCUGUAAAUAAAGUUUACUGUUUCUAACAAGAAAUCUGUCUGGCACACCAAGCUCAUUACAAUUGGCGAUGAGGAUAAAUAGCUCCGACGCUAUACUUUGCCUCCUGAAUCACAUUGACCAGGCCCUCAGCUCUCUAUGGAGAUCCUUCGCACUCGUCUCAUUUCCACCUCUCUCCUCCGCGCCGCUUCGACCGGCGCUUUCCAGCUCAAGGAGCCGCUGAACUACCGGCACGGAGGCCGGGUACAGCCGGCCAGAGGGGAUGGGGACAGCAGGAUUGAGAAGGUGCACGAACCUGCCUCAGGUCGUGUGAUAUGUGACUUUGUUUGUUCAGGCCAACUGGAUGUAGAGCUUGCUGUGCAGAGUGCUAAGACAGCAUAUAGCACCUGGAGUCGACUGUCUGGGUUGGAAAGAAGCCGCAUCUUACUUGAGGCUGCAAGACUCAUAAGAGAACAGAGAGAAGACAUUGCAAUUGUAGAAUCCAUUAAUACUGGAAAGCCUAUCACUGAGUCCAGAGUUGAUGUGGAUACAGCAUGGCAGGCUGUGGAAUAUUAUGCUGGCAUUGCUGGAACUCUAGCCGGCCAACAUAUUCAACUCCCUGGAGGAUCAUUUGCUUAUACGAGGAGGGAGCCCCUUGGUGUGUGCGUGGGGAUUGGAGCCUGGAAUUACCCGUUCCAGAUAGCCUGCUGGAAGUCUGCCCCAGCCCUGGCUUGUGGCAAUGCGAUGAUUUUCAAGCCUUCACCUCUGACCCCUCUGACUGCGGUGAUGCUCGCCGAGAUCUAUACACAAGCUGGGGCACCAAAUGGGUUGUUCAAUGUGGUUCAAGGGGCAGUAGAGACAGGGGAACUUCUCUGUCGACACACGGGUGUGGCAAAAGUUUCUUUUACUGGUAGCGUACCUACUGGAAUCAAGAUCAUGGAAACAGCAGCAAAAGGUAUCAAACAUGUCACCUUGGAACUAGGAGGGAAAUCUCCACUUGUUAUUUUCUCUGACUGUGAUUUGGAAAAUGCUGUGAAAGGUGCAAUGCUGGCGAACUUCCUGAGUCAGGGAGAGGUGUGCAGCAAUGGCACCAGAGUGUUUAUACAGAAAGACAUAAUGUCGAAAUUUGUGGAAAGAGUGGUGGCAAAGACAAAAGCAAUAAAAGUUGGAGAUCCACUACUUGAAGAUACUCAAAUGGGAGGACUCAUCAAUCGCCCACACCUGGAUCGAGUGCUGUCCUAUGUAAAGCAGGCCAAGGAACAGGGUGCCACUGUUCUCUGUGGUGGAGAUCAGUUUGUUCCUGAUGAUCCAAAACUGAAAGAUGGAUAUUUCAUGAAGCCCUGUGUUCUAGGGAAUUGCAAGGAUGAAAUGACCUGUAUUAAGGAGGAGAUAUUUGGACCUGUUAUGUCGCUGCUGGCGUUCGAUACUGAGGAGGAGGUCAUAGAGAGAGCAAAUAACACCAACCUUGGUUUGGCAGCUGGAGUGUUCACCAGGGACCUUACUCGAGCUCAUCGGAUGGCAGCUGCUCUCGAGGCAGGGACGUGUUUUAUUAACAACUACAAUGUCUCCCCAGUUGAGAUACCAUUUGGAGGGUAUAAAAUGUCAGGAUUUGGAAAAGAGAAUGGAAUAGCAACAAUUGAAUAUUACACACAGCUAAAAAGCGUUUAUGUGGAAAUGGGAGAUCCACAAUGUUCUUUCUAAACUGCAACAAUCUUGUCUGAAUUCAGGCACAAACAAUCUGUUGUUUCAGGUUAGUUUGUAGCAGCUUAUUACCGCAAAGAAUGAAAGCUAUUUUGUCUUAAACUUUCCAAACUGUAUUUGUAGAGAUGCUAAUAUUCUGCAUUUAGUGAAGGCUUAGGGUCACUAUUCAAACUAUAUUGUUUGCCAGCAUUUGGAAAUACUGUGAAAUGAUUUUUGCUAUCCAUGUUACACUGCAUUUGCUAUGAAAAAUUUCAAAUGGAUUGUUUUUUUUUAAAUAAAAUUAUAAAC
Carcharodon carcharias (great white shark) is the source of this 2012-nucleotide messenger RNA. RefSeq names its product 4-trimethylaminobutyraldehyde dehydrogenase-like. Lineage: Eukaryota; Metazoa; Chordata; Chondrichthyes; Lamniformes; Lamnidae. The record is from RefSeq and is a predicted model, not a curated record. The transcript has 12 exons. Bases 183 to 1724 code for a protein of 513 amino acids. Gene Ontology annotation, molecular function: 4-trimethylammoniobutyraldehyde dehydrogenase (NAD+) activity; aminobutyraldehyde dehydrogenase (NAD+) activity.